GAUCUAAAAUAGGUUGAUAUAUAGACCUAAAUGCAUGACCGGAUUGGAGAUGUGACAGUCGUUGCUUUGCUUUUAGGUUGUUUCUGCUGCUCCAUGGAGUCUGGUGUGCGCAUUUACAAUGUGGAGCCUUUGAUGGAGAAGGGCCACUUGGAUCACGAGCAGGUGGGCAGCGUGGCGUCGUGCUCCAUGCUGCAUCGCUCCAACCUGCUGGCCGUGGUCGGGGGCGGAGUCAGCCCCAAGUUCUCUGAGAUAUCCGUGCUGAUCUGGGAUGACGCGUGCGAUUCCCGAGACGCCAAAGACAAGCUGGUCCUGGAGUUCACCUUCACCAAGCCGGUGCUGGCGGUCCGGAUGCGACACGACAAGAUCGUCAUGGUGUUGAAGAACAGGAUCUAUGUGUACAGCUUACCCGACAAGCCGCUCAAGCUCUUUGAGUUUAAUACGCGCGACAACCCCAAAGGUCUGUGCGACUUGUGUCCGAGUCUGGACAAGCAGCUGCUGGUUUUCCCGGGACACAAAUGUGGAAGUCUGCAGCUGGCGGACCUGUCCAACAGCAAGCCCGGGACGUCGUCGGCGCCGUUCACCAUCAACGCGCACCAGAGCGAGAUCGCCUGCCUGGCGCUCAACCAGCCGGGAAGCGUGGCCGCCUCGGCCUCUCGCAAGGGGACGCUCAUACGCCUCUUUGACACCAGCAGCCGCGACAAACUGGUGGAGCUGCGGCGAGGCACCGACCCCGCCACGCUCUACUGCCUCAACUUCAGUCACGACUCGUCCUUCUUGUGCGCAUCCAGUGACAAAGGGACGGUCCGCAUCUUCGCCCUGAAAGACACCAAACUUAACCGCCGCUCCGCGUUGGCGCGCGUGGGCAAGGUGGGCCCCGUCAUCGGCCAGUACGUGGACAGCCAGUGGUCGCUGGCCAGCUUCACCGUGCCCGCCGAGUGCGCCUGCAUCUGCGCCUUCGGGAAGAACACAUCCAAGAACGUCAACUCCGUCAUCGCCAUCUGCGUGGACGGCACCUUCCACAAGUACGUCUUCACGCCCGACGGAAACUGCAACCGAGAAGCCUUUGACGUCUACCUGGACAUUUGCAACGACGACGACUUUUGAUCCAGGACGGAAGGAAACGGGGAAGGACCCAAGGAAGAAACGGCAGGACACUUCAAGUGAAGCCA
This is a messenger RNA of Syngnathus typhle (broad-nosed pipefish), 1169 nucleotides long. Its product is annotated as WD repeat domain phosphoinositide-interacting protein 4-like. NCBI's taxonomy places the organism in Eukaryota, Metazoa, Chordata, Actinopteri, Syngnathiformes, Syngnathidae. Gene Ontology annotation, molecular function: phosphatidylinositol-3-phosphate binding; protein binding; phosphatidylinositol-3,5-bisphosphate binding. Bases 31 to 1104 code for a protein of 357 amino acids. Gene Ontology annotation, biological process: protein localization to phagophore assembly site; nucleophagy; autophagy of mitochondrion. The record is from RefSeq and is a predicted model, not a curated record. The transcript is spliced from 9 exons. Gene Ontology annotation, cellular component: cytosol; phagophore assembly site membrane; extrinsic component of membrane.